UAUGGCCAAAAAGGGUGGUGUUCAACAACUGCAAACCGAUAUAUCCAAUGAUGAAGAUUUUGAAAAGUUUUUAGAGAAGCCAGGAUUAUUGGUUUUAGAUGUUUGCUCGGAAUGGUGUGGCCCUUGUCUGGGCAUGGUGGGCAGUUUGAAAAAGGUCAAGCUUGAAGUUGGUGGUGAUAAUUUGCAGUUGGCCAUUUGUAAAUCCGAUCACAUAACAGCCUUGGCCAGAUUUCGCAGGAAAAGUGAGCCCACAUGGUUGUUUGUAACGGGUGGCAAGGCGGUUAAUCUUAUGUUCGGCACAAAUGUCCCCAAACUAAUGGCAAUGAUUGUCAACGAACUAAAUCUCGUGGGUAAUAAAAAUCGACGAUUUUAUGAAAUCACCGAAUUACAACCGGAAGAAAUUACUCGCCGAGAAAUUGUCGAGCGGGACGAAGAAGCAGCCCGCAAAAUCGAAGCUGCCGUUGCGGAAAAGAAACGCUUGGCGUAUUUAAAGUAUGUAACCGAUACGAUUAUGGAAAAUCUAAAUGAUAUGGGUGUAACGUUGUUUGGUCCGCAAGUAAAUCGUGAUAUGUUUAAGAAAAUAAUGGAACCGGCAGAUAUUUUAAAAAUUCAAUGUAAAGAUCGUAAGGUGACGCAGAUUAAUCGUGAAGAUUUUAAAAUCAUACAUCACGAUUGUACGAACCCCAUUGAUGAGGAUAUUUUGAAGCAGUUGGAGGGAAAGGAGCUGUUGUUGUGCUAUUGGAAAAUACCCGGUGAGGGGGAGGAGGUACCGGCAAUAUUAAAUGAAUAUGCCAAGGAGUUGACGAAAACGGAAACCAUACCGCCCGAUGAAUUCAAUGAAGAGGAACAGAUAAAGCCACCAAUUGUGCCGUCGCUUGAGGUUGUGGUGGAAUAUGAAGUGACGGAUGAUGAGGCUGAUGAUGCGGAGGAUGUUCCUGAAACCCCUAUUAACGAGGAAGCUCCUUUGGCCCCUGAGGUAGAGGAGGCAGAAAAAGAGUUGGAGGAAAAUCCCGAAGAAAAUCAUAAUGAUAACCCCGAAGAACCGGAUGAAAACCUUGCCAUUGAGGACCUGAAUUUAGAAGCUGUCGAUGAACCCGGUUUGGAAAUGGCAACCGAAGAUUUAAAUUUACAAUUGGAGGAUUUGGAAAAAGAAAUCGUGGUAGAGAACAACGAAAAACCUUCCGACGAAGCAAAGAAGGAAUCGGAGAAAAACAAAAAACGACGGCUCUGCAGCAAAACAUUGCAGCUCCCGGCAAUUUGGGUACCCAAUGAUCAACGUACCCAUGCGGCACUGAUUUAUAUUUAUUUUCGCAAUCAAACUGGGAAUUUUCUACCACCAGAUCCCGAACCGGAACCACCCUACAUUAUUAUGUCAUUCGAUACAUAUAAGAAACGAGAUUUGAUACCUAUGGCCGAUGUCCGCAAGGAAUUUAUACCAAUGUAUGGGUUCUUUACCAGCGAUGAUCCUGAUAAGGCGGAAUAUAUUACCAACUCCGUGCACAAAUAUAAAGUUCAGACGGCUAACGACAAAUUGAUAAUGAAGGUAAACAAAAGUUCCGAAGAAACGGUACUGGCCUUGGUUUCGUAUUGUCCCAGUUAUGUUAGUCCGAAUAGUGUGGUCGGUAUGGAGGAAGCUAAUAAAUUCUUUCCUGCGACAUAUAAGACCCUGGAACAAGAGGAAGCUGAGGCUGCAGCCAUUGCUGCGGAAUUGGCAAAGAAAAUACGCAAGAAAAAGGAACGCCGUAAGAAGGAGGCCCAGGAAGUACCAGCGGAAAAAGAAACUGAAGUUGAUGGCACCCAUGCAUCGAGUGGGGAGGAGGAGAGCGGUGAGAGUACAUCGGCGGAGGGAGAAGGUGAUGCUGUGGCCGGUAAUCAGGAAGGUGGUGGAGAUUGA
This is a messenger RNA of Musca vetustissima, 1894 nucleotides long. RefSeq lists its product as uncharacterized. NCBI's taxonomy places the organism in Eukaryota, Metazoa, Arthropoda, Insecta, Diptera, Muscidae. The transcript is spliced from 6 exons. Bases 2 to 1894 code for a protein of 630 amino acids. The record is from RefSeq and is a predicted model, not a curated record.